Molecule: messenger RNA, 1212 nt
Organism: Metschnikowia bicuspidata var. bicuspidata NRRL YB-4993
Lineage: Eukaryota; Fungi; Ascomycota; Pichiomycetes; Serinales; Metschnikowiaceae
Exons: 1
Coding region: 321-899 (192 amino acids)
Source: RefSeq, a predicted model, not a curated record
GUAUUCUUGUGACAUACUUUUCAGUUCUAAGUACGAUCGAGGGAUAUCGUAGGGCAAAUCUUAGUAAAUCUGUGAUGAGAAUGCAGCUAAACACGGUGGCCAAUCUGAAAGCGUACAGCGCAUAUGAGAAAGUACAAUAUAUACAAAUUGCUCUUCAAAAGAAGCCAAGAAAAACCCUCUGCAAUCAAUAACUUGUAAAAAUGAGCAAAUAAAUGCCAAAAAGCUUUCCAUCAAAAAAGUACUUAAAGACCGGUUUGCGGCACAUAUAGUUCAUUUAUCUCUAUUCGACUCACUCAAAGUUAAUUCAUCAAGCACUCAGAAUGAAGAUCUUCACCAUCGCAACCCUUGCGUUUGCUACACUUGCUACUGCCUCUCCUGUUGAUCGGGAAGACUGGCGCAGAAAGGCUAGAAAAGGACCAAGUAAAGUGUUCCACAGUUCUAACGCAGCACCAGAUGCGCUGCCCAUCCCCAGAAUCAGUUCUGAUUCUAAUGCACCAAAAAAGCGAGACAUAGCGUACUCCUCAUGGCCUAAGUUUCAAAACACGAGUUCCAAUCAAUCGACGUCCGACCAAUCUAUUUCCACGGGAAACAUGAUAUCUUUGGGCGUCGAAGAGUCAAAUGAAAGUCGCGGCGGCUCUGUAAGCAGUCACUCAAUUUCAUCGCCCGAGCCUUCUUCACCACCAACAUCUGCUGUCCCGGACGCAGCGAUCUCUGGUAUCAUUGAUGAAUAUCAGGAUGAAUUUGGUGGUGAUGUGUAUCAGCAGGGAGCUCAGAGUAUUGAUCCGGAAUAUGCCGAAAAUUCGAUUGACCCUAGAAACGAACCCAGUGUUUCUGUCCUCGAUUCUGCACUGGAGUCUGCCAGUCUUCCAGAUGAGGAGCGUGCCGAUCUUCCCGAAUAAUUUGCUUGAGUCAAAUGUACCCUAGUUUUGUCAGGGUCUCUCACGAGAGCUUCUUAUGUCAAGUGCGAGGGAUCAGACAUUAUCAGGUUGAAGGAAGUUUGUGAUUCUUCUUCGAAAGUACUUAGGGUCACCAAUAUAAGUUUUUGAUUUGAGUAUACAAGAAACUCUAGUAUCUGUAGAUUACACGGUAGCUCUCCUCCCACUAUAUGUGGGUUCACUGCAAAUUGCCAAUUGUCAAAGCACUGGCACGAUACUUUCUAUGAUAUGCAACUGGUAUAUAGUCUGCUUCCAACCCAGGUGGUAUCAUGUGCAC